This is a messenger RNA of Alternaria rosae, 1058 nucleotides long. RefSeq names its product glycoside hydrolase. The record is from RefSeq and is a predicted model, not a curated record. The transcript has 2 exons. Lineage: Eukaryota; Fungi; Ascomycota; Dothideomycetes; Pleosporales; Pleosporaceae. The coding region runs from base 112 to 846 and encodes 244 amino acids.
GAGUAGGAUGAGGUAUAUAAGGAGAGGCACGACACCCGGUAACAGCACCUCAUCCGCCCAUACAACUUGACACUCGACCGGUACAUCUAUACUAUCAGUCUACCGUUCAAGAUGAGGUUCCUCGCUGUCGCCGUCGCCCUGCUACCCGCUCUUGGGUCAGCGCACACUAUCGCUCAGCGCGUCCGUAUCAAUGGCCAGGAUAUGGGCCAAGGCAACGGUAUCCGCGUCGCCCCUUCCAACAACCCUAUCACCAAUGUCAAUGACGGCAAUAUUGCUUGUAACUCUGGUGCUUCUUCUUCCAGCAAAGUCAUCGAUGUCAAGCCUGGAGACAAAGUCGGUGUCAACUGGGGCCACGUCGUCGGUGGAGCACAAUUCGCGAACGACCCCGACCACCCGAUCGCGAAGUCUCACAAGGGGCCUGCUAUCUUUUACAUGGCAAAGGUCUCUAAUGCCGCCAAUGCGUCACCCUCUGGUCUCCAAUGGUUCAAAGUCGCUGAGGACGGUCUCGACAGCUCUGGAAACUGGGGCGUCGACCGUAUGAUCAACAACGGCGGAUGGACUGAGAUGACAAUGCCGUCCUGUGUCGCCCCAGGCCAGUAUCUCCUCAGGGCUGAGAUGAUCGCACUGCAUAGCGCGAGCACGUCCGGUGGUGCGCAAUUCUACAUGGGCUGCGCGCAGAUUAAUGUCUCGGGAUCUGGAUCAAAGACUGGCAGCACGGUCAGCUUCCCUGGUGCCUACAGGGCUGAUGAUGCGGGUAUCAAGCUUAGCAUCUACAACGCUCAGGGUCAGCCUAAGGGCAACGGAACGCCUUACAAGAUUCCUGGUCCGGCGAAGCUGCAAUGCUAGAGCAAUAGCACGUCAGCCCAGGAGAAAACUGAACACCAUUGGGCCUACAUUACCAUAAAGUUUUCUAGUUUACUUACUUUGUCCUAAUGUAGUCUGCAGACCUGUUCAACUUUCUUCUUUUAUGAGAUGAUGUGAGAGAUUGGGCGAUUGACAUGAGCGUGCGCAGUUGGAGGUAAUUCUGGAGCUUUGUGGUUUUUUGCGAACAUCUCUAC